Daucus carota subsp. sativus is the source of this 567-nucleotide messenger RNA. RefSeq lists its product as uncharacterized. The record is from RefSeq and is a predicted model, not a curated record. NCBI's taxonomy places the organism in Eukaryota, Viridiplantae, Streptophyta, Magnoliopsida, Apiales, Apiaceae. The transcript has a single exon. Bases 1 to 567 code for a protein of 188 amino acids.
AUGGAGCUAGAACGAAGCUCAAGUGAAGUGGGGAAGAAACUCUGGAAAAUACUAAAAAUAGCAUUCUACAUGUUAAUGGAAGCACUAUCAAAGAGCAAGUCACUAGUUGAUCUUCAAAAAACCAAACUUGCGGGGAAAGCCUUUGGUAACCUCAUCCUCUACCACUACUACUCGGUCUUUACUUGUCGAUCCAUCAACGACGUUUCAUUUAUUUCCCCUCAAGACCACGAGUUUAGUUGUAGCAACACUCCUUUCUACGCCUCUUAUUUCGCCAAGCGCAAAUCUCAUCACCAGCAAAAGAGCUGUGAUGACAUUAACAUUGCUCGAAAAGUUUUUGAAUUGUUCAAAGAUCAUGAAAAGCCCGAGGGUUCUCCUUUCAUUGCAUUGCCAGGAUUCGGACAAAGUCCGGUGGUCAGGCAGCUGAGGAUCUCUGAUUCGCCGUUUCCUUUGAAAGUAGAAAAAGAUCCGCAAGGAGACAAGGCAGCCGAAGAUUUUAUAAGAAAAUUUUAUAAAGAGUUGAAGCAGCAAAAACGGUCACUAUCUCCGUAUAGUAUCUGGGCAAGAUAA